This is a messenger RNA of Xyrauchen texanus (razorback sucker), 2084 nucleotides long. Its product is annotated as GMP reductase 1-like. Gene Ontology annotation, molecular function: GMP reductase activity. Bases 248 to 1285 code for a protein of 345 amino acids. Gene Ontology annotation, biological process: nucleotide metabolic process. Lineage: Eukaryota; Metazoa; Chordata; Actinopteri; Cypriniformes; Catostomidae. Gene Ontology annotation, cellular component: GMP reductase complex. The record is from RefSeq and is a predicted model, not a curated record. The transcript has 9 exons.
GCUGCCACUCCAGACUGAAUGCAAGUGGAGGGGGAAUCAUGGAGAAAGAGGAGAGAGAGAGAGCGAGAGAGAGAGAGAGAAUAUAGGUCUUGCCAAAUAAAGCCAUGGGGGCCUGGAAAGUGAUGGCCUUUUCUAAACUAUAAAUACGCUGUUAUUCUGCUGGAUCGGGUUUGGUGUCUGGAGGUCUGGAGCAGUAACUGCACCAGCCCAGUUCUGGAAACUCUCCUCCACUCUAAGGCCCGUCACAAUGCCCCGGGUGGAUGCUGACCUGAAAUUGGACUUCAAAGAUGUCCUUUUCAGACCAAAAAGGAGCAGUCUGAAGAGCAGGUCUGAGGUUGACCUGCAGAGGAACUUCACAUUCCGGAACUCCAAGCAGACGUACAAUGGCAUCCCGAUCAUUGCUGCUAAUAUGGACACCACUGGCACUUUUGAGAUGGCACAGGUGCUCAGUAAGCACACUCUCUUCACAGCCAUUCAGAAGCACUACUCUCUAGAGGAGUGGAAGACUUUUGCAGCCAGUCAUCCAGAAUGCCUAGAGCAUAUUGCAGUGAGCUCAGGCAGUGCAGCGGCAGAUCUGGAUAAACUUUGCAGCAUCAUGGAGGCCAUUCCUCUCAUCAAAUACAUCUGCCUGGAUGUCGCCAAUGGCUACUCAGAGCACUUUGUCGAGUUUGUAAAAAGAGUUCGGGAGAAGUUCCCUAACCACACCAUCAUGGCUGGAAAUGUUGUGACAGGGGAGAUGGUGGAGGAGCUGAUCCUUUCUGGAGCUGAUAUCAUUAAAGUGGGCAUUGGACCAGGUUCUGUGUGCACUACACGCAUUAAGACCGGAGUGGGUUAUCCACAGCUGAGCGCUGUCAUUGAAUGUGCCGACUCUGCUCACGGACUCAAGGGACACAUCAUCUCUGAUGGAGGCUGUAGCUGCCCUGGAGAUGUUGCUAAAGCUUUUGGUGCUGGGGCAGAUUUUGUCAUGCUGGGAGGAAUGCUUGCAGGUCAUGAUCAGUGUGCUGGUGAUGUCAUUGAGAAAGAUGGAAAGAAAUUCAAAAUGUUCUACGGGAUGAGCUCAGACACAGCCAUGAAGAAGUAUGUGGGAGGUGUAGCAGAAUACAGGGCCUCCGAGGGCAGGACGGUCCAGGUGCCCUACAAAGGUGAUGUGGAAAACACCAUCAGGGACAUCUUGGGCGGCCUGCGGUCCACCUGCACAUAUGUAGGAGCUGCCAAACUUAAAGAACUGAGCCGCAGGACAACCUUCAUCCGAGUCACACAGCAGUCCAGCCACAUGUUCACCUAGUCAUGCACACUAAACAGCACAAACCCUCGUAGAUUCACCAGGAUUGGAUGGGAAAACAUUUGCAUUCUUUCAUCUCCCCAACCUGUCAGUCACAGUGUUAUGCUGCUUCUUUAAAAUAGCAGAAUAAAUACGCAAUAGAGAGGAAAGACAGACACAAUCAUCAUGGACAUAAUUCCCUAUCUCUUCUUUGGAUGCAUGUAUCUCUUUGUUUCAUUGAUUAUAACUUCCUCAAAAACUCUCUCCCACACACAUUAACACACAGUGAUUUGCUCGGGAACCUGUACAUUACCUUGUAAAACAAAUUAAGUUACAACAUGGCUCAGUUUCAUUCAUUUAAAGCCUUUAAUUUCUGUACAGCAUGCAAUGGCAUUGAAUCUAUUUUUCCCUUAGGAAAAAGCCAUUAAGAGGACAAUACUUGAGAAAUUGAUUAAUUCUUUGUACCUAUGCAACCCAUUCUCUGCUGAGAGUGUACCAAUCAGCAUGUUGGUUCAAGAACUUAUACACCAACAGACAAUUUUCUCUGCUACUGUUUUCUAGCCCCUGUGUGUUGUAACUUUGAGUUGAUCUGAGCAGCGUUUGGUGUCCUGUUGUGAACUAUUUCUACAGGCCUGCUUCCUUUGUGAAUGUUCAAUAGGUGUGGUGGGAUGUCGUAUCAGACCAGAGGAAUGUGAAAACUGCUGUACCUCGUGUGUUCAAAGCCUUAGAUGAUGUAGCAAGUACUUUAUAAUUCUGUGAAAUGUGAGUAAAACAUUACAUAUGGAGAAAUAAACAUAUUUGAAAGAAGAAUGUGGUUGUUUUA